Leishmania mexicana MHOM/GT/2001/U1103 is the source of this 1671-nucleotide messenger RNA. RefSeq lists its product as hypothetical. The transcript has a single exon. The record is from RefSeq and is a predicted model, not a curated record. The coding region runs from base 1 to 1671 and encodes 556 amino acids. Lineage: Eukaryota; Euglenozoa; Kinetoplastea; Trypanosomatida; Trypanosomatidae.
AUGGACGUUGCCAUCGCGCAGCUACGCGGGUGCCUCGAGGAGCUUCUCGCCUAUUACCCACACGUGCUGCGCAACGUGUUCGAGGCAGAGCCCUCACCGCUGGCCGCACCCGAACUGCCCCAGAAGCAGCCGCACGACUCCUCGGCGCUAGCGGAUGUCAUUGAGGGUUUCCUGACGGAGCUCACCAGAAUCCUCUCCAUUGGCCUCUGCGAUGACGACCCCGGACUGUGGUCGGUGCUAGAGCUGCUGGAGUGCGUGCCAGACCGCAUGCAGGCGGUCGCCAAGGCGACAGCAACAUCAACGGAGACGGCCGCCCCGGGUAAGCACAGAGCGCAAGAGCCGCUACAACAACUGCAGCGGUUCCGCUUUGCGUCCCAGCUGGUUUACCUGGUGCGGAGCGCGUUUCCUGCUACUGCACCCGCAGUGUGGGUGCGAAUUCUUCUUCGCUUGACACUCAAUCAAGGGUGUCUCCUGGCGGCCCUUGAGCUGCUCCGGGAGUGGUGCUGGUCAGAGCUGCUCAUGUUCUACGCUGCUAGUGACGGAGACCGUAGAAACGGUGCGGCGGGCUCAGCACCGUCUGUGGCGUUAUUGGUGCAGUCUAAUAGCGACAGCAACGUAUGGAGCUCGUUUGUUGCCGCUAUCGCGCCAGUGGCGGGUCCACCAGUGGCUGAGAUCGCAGCCGGUGCGCCGAAGGUGGCUGCCCAGCCCUUUCACCUGCAGCUUCUCGUCCCCGGGCUCGACGAUAGCGGUGCGGCCUCACGUGCCUACUACACACAGGUGGAGAACUACGCGUGCGGUCGCCAGCCCACACGACCGUCCGCACUGGCGUGCUAUCGCGCUGCUCUCCGGCAGCAUUCCAGCUCAGCGCGGAAGGUCGACAGCUCUUUUCGUGCUGCCUCCCCAGAGGAAGGCGCUGCGUCCUCUCCGCAGCUCAGCCCUCACCCCGCCGAGCAGCUCGUUCUGCGAGUGGAGUCGCUGCCGGUCGACCGUUGCAGCGCAUCAGCAAAGGGAGCAGCGCCCGUCUCGAGGGGCAAUGUGUCGUACGACUCCUCGUCCACCUUGUCAUCACACCCCAUGACGCAGAGGUCGCUCUCCUCCGUGCACCGGCAACAACUCCGAGGCGCGAAGAAGCGCCGGCGAAGGCAUCCCUCGCUCUCCACAACGGGGACAGUAGUGCUUGACGAGGACGCAGUGGAGCUGCCAACGUCGGAGGGCCAAACAGGCACCGACACCAACGACAACACCUGUAGCGUCGCUGAGGUGGCGCUGCAAACAUCCACGGUGGUGACAGAGGCUCUGGAGUGCCUUGGCCCUCCAGAGGCGCCAGGGAAGGCGGCAACUUCACACAAGGAGGAUGACGCUUUUCAGGAUGAUGACCCGCAGGUGGCACCGACGGUGGAUGAGACUGGAGCCGCUCAAGCAGCGAGUAGGGCCCUCGAUACCGCCUUGACAGAGUCACCUGCUGCCGCCCCUCACCGCUUAUCUCCAGCGCUGCGCGCGGCUGAAUCGCCUUACGGGACUCUCGAUUCCUCGUCUGCCCCCGCGCCUUCUCUGGAGCUAAGCAACCUCCGACACCGCUUGUGGCUGUGCUGGUUAGCUGUUGUGACGCACGCUGAGUCUGAGGAGCGGAUACGUAUCGCCGUGCGUGACGUGGAUGCAAACAUCUCGUAG